Molecule: messenger RNA, 1833 nt
Organism: Leptonychotes weddellii (Weddell seal)
Lineage: Eukaryota; Metazoa; Chordata; Mammalia; Carnivora; Phocidae
Source: RefSeq, a predicted model, not a curated record
GCGCUUCCUCCGCCCCAGCUUCCGCGUCGCAGCCCGGGGAGCUGGAACCUAAGCGGUUGCUGGAGUCCUGGCCCACUUCGGGGCGGGAGCCGGGGCUGGGGCUCGCGGUCAGACCGGGAGCCUGCGCUGAAGCCGCGGGCAUUGACUCCCUGCGAGAUGGACGGGACAGAAGGCAAUGCUGGGCACCUGGGCCCCGCUGAGCGGUCCCAUCGAAGCAGCGUGUCCUCCGUGGGAACCCGAGCAGCUGAUGUGCUGGUGUACCUGGCGGAUGACACAGUGGUGCCCCUGGCCGUGGAGAACCUGCCGUCAGUCAGUGCCCACGAGCUGCACCGGGCUCUCCGUGAGGUCCUGCAGCUCCCGGACAUCGCCCUGGAUGCCUUCGCACUCUGGCUUGUGUCCCCCCUGCUGGAGGUGCAGCUGAAGCCCAAGCACCAGCCCUACAAGCUGGGCCGCCAGUGGCCCGAACUGCUGCUGCGCUUCACGGACGCCCCCGCCGACCACGUGGCCGUGGAUGAGCCUUCCCUGCAGUUCCGAAGGAACGUGUUUUUCCCAAAGCGGCGGGAGCUCCAGAUCCACGAUGAGGAGGUCCUGCGGCUGCUCUACGAGGAGGCCAAAGGCAACGUCCUGGCCGCACGGUACCCGUGUGACCUGGAGGACUGUGAGGCCCUGGGCGCCCUGGUGUGCCGUGUGCAGCUUGGGCCCUACCAGCCGGGCCAGCCCACUGCCUGCACCCUGAGGGAGAAGCUGGACUCCUUCCUCCCCGCCCACCUCUGCAAGCGGGGCCACGGGCUCUUUGCUGCCCUCCGGGGCCGAGGGGCCAAGGCGGGGACAGGCGAGGAGGGCCUGCUGAACGCCUACGGCCAAGUGAAGGAAGCGAUUGGCAGCGACAGCGAGCAUGGGGCCUCCCUGAGCCCCCACUACCGCGCCUACCUCCUCAAGAGCCACGAGCUGCCCUUUUACGGGUGCGCCUUCUUCCAUGGCGAGGUUGACAAGCCGACCCAGGGCUUUUUGCACCGGGGUGGGCGGAAGCCAGUGGCUGUGGCCAUCAGUCUGGAAGGCGUGCACGUCAUUGACAGCAGGGAGAAGCACGUUCUGCUGGGCCUGCGCUUCCAGGAGCUGUCGUGGGACCACACCUCCCCCGAGGAGGAGGAGUCUGUCCUGUGGCUAGAGUUUGAUGGGGACAACGAGGGCACACCGGUCAACAAGCUCCUCAAGAUCUACUCCAAGCAGGCCGAGCUGAUGAGCAGCCUCAUCGAGUACUGCAUUGAGCUGAACCAGACGUCAGAGCCCGCCGCCCCCCAGGAGAACGUGUCCGGCCCCCCCGCCGCCACCGGCUCCCCGCCGCCCCCCGCUCAGCGCCCACCGCUGCGGAGGCAGGGCAGCGUGGUGCGCAGCCGCCUCCAGCAUCUCUCCACCAUCGACUACGUGGAGGAGGGUGUGGGUACAGAAACAGUGGGGCCACGUCCAGUGGAAUCAGGGCAGCUGGUAAACGGGCAGUGCUCUGAAUGCAGCGUGGUGUCUCAGACCGAGCCCUGGAGCAGACAGACGUUUAUGAAAGAACUGGUGAAGUCUUGAAGUGUGUGCUUUAGUUAAUCAUGUGGCACCAAUGUUUAUUUUUUAGUUUUGGCAAACAUACGAUGGUAACGGAGGAUGGCAGCCAGCAUCAUGAGACGCUGGAUGAAGGCAUAUAGGAACUCUUUGUAUUACUAUCUCUGCAAAUUCUCGAUUAAGUCUAGAAUUAUUCCAAAAUAAGCUUCUAAAUGCAGUAACUAAGACCUGCAUUUAUUUAUUUAUUUAUUUAAAGUUGGUUUUUUUUUUUUAAGAUUUUAUUUA